AUGUCUUCUAGUUUACCACCCCGACCGCCCUUCUCGUCUCUGCCCCUGGACCCCAAUGGUCCUCCAGGAAACGCAUGGGGUCUCUAUGGCAAAGACGAUCGCUUAGGGGCGCUGAACCUUCUGACCCCAGCCAUCGUCGCCGCUGCAGCAGCAUCAGAGAUCCGGACCGGUGACCGCGUGUCGCUGGACUGGUCGCUGACCAACCCUUCACAGCCGAGCUUCGAUCGGGCGCCGUUUGAAUCGAAACUUGUCAACCGGGCGCAUCCCAACGGGGAGAAGAGGACGGUCAACGACGACAUCUUGCACUUCAACACGCAGUGCAGCAGCCAGUGGGACGGGUUCAGGCACUACGACGAAGGGUACCAGAAAGCCAAGCGGUACUACAACAACACGACUCAAGACGACCUGGAAAAUCCCGAAAAGAUCGGCAUCGAUGCCUGGGUCGAGAAGGGUGGCAUCGUCGGCCGGGGCGUCCUGCUCGACUACGCAAGCUUUUGCGCCCGGCACGCACUCCCGCUCGACGCCUUCACGAGCAGCGACAUCACCCUCGAGCACCUGAAGCAGGUCGCCGCCGAGCAGAACGUCACCUUCCAGCCCGGCGACAUCCUGCUCAUCCGCUCGGGCUUCACGGCGGGAUACAACGCCAAAGACGACGCGGCGCAGAAGGCCGUCGCUGCGCGCGCGAGCCCCGACUUCCUCGGCGUCGAGCCGACCAAGGACGUGCUGCGGUGGAUUUGGGAGACUGGGUUUGCGGCCGUGGCGGGCGACGCGCCGAGCUUCGAGAGGGCACCCAUCGCGGGGCCUCAUACCGCCGUGGGAGGGGUGUGGAAGGACGAGGCGUGGGAGGAGGAGAUGCAGAGCGGAGGUUUGCUGCAUCAGUGGCUGCUGGGCGGAUGGGGACUGCCGAUUGGGGAGAUGUUUGAUCUCGAGGCGUUGAGUGUCAAGUGCGAGGAGCUCGGGAGGUGGACGUUCUUCGUGAGCAGCGUGCCAUUGAAGGUGCCUGGAGGCGUUGCUAGUCCUCCCAACGCAGUGGCGAUCUUUUAA
This is a messenger RNA of Colletotrichum siamense, 1044 nucleotides long. RefSeq lists its product as uncharacterized. The record is from RefSeq and is a predicted model, not a curated record. The transcript is spliced from 4 exons. Gene Ontology annotation, molecular function: arylformamidase activity. The coding region runs from base 1 to 1044 and encodes 347 amino acids. NCBI's taxonomy places the organism in Eukaryota, Fungi, Ascomycota, Sordariomycetes, Glomerellales, Glomerellaceae.